GAUGGGGUGGGGCCCCCAGUUCUUCCCCCUACCAGGCAAACAGACCAAACAGACCUUGCCCGGUUCCCUGGCACAGCUGCACCCCCAACCACCACACACACCCAUGCCCACAAGGUCUUAGCAAGAGGGGGCAUGCCAGAUUGGGUGGGGAUGGGCCGCCUUCAUGGGGCGUCAGGGGACUGGGCCCUCUGGGAUGCAGAGGUGGGAAAGGUGCCCAAGGUAGGGUGGGCACCCUGGCACCAGUGCCCUGCCCUGGCAGAAAGAAGGGGGAGGCCUUUGCCCCACCCAUCCCUCCCAGAUGAUGGGUCUAGGAGGGCCCCUUGGCCUGGUUGGCACCACCAUAGCUCCAGGUGGCACCUAUAUUGGCAUGGGUGUUAGAGCCCUGGGUAAGGGUUAGGGGAGUUUCCCAGAAGCUAGAGAAGCUUAUGAACACCCUCUCCUUCCCACACAUGUCCUCUGCCUCUCCCCCUCUUUCAUUGCUACCUCUUGGCCAUGGGCAUUGGAUUUGGGCCUAAGGAGUUAAACACCCACCCUUGCCCAAUCCCUGUGUGAGUUGCGUGGUGAACGAGCCUGAGCCUGUGACCUGACAGUGAGGUCAGCCAAUCAGCGCCCCCACCACACCAAGUUGCCACGGAGACCGGCCCUGGGGUGGGAGAAAGGAGGCGGGUUUAGCAGCGGGAAUGGGUGGGGUGGGCAGGGAAGGAGGGAGAGGGAUGGGGUGAGCCACGUGCCUGCCAGUGCCCAGCUCCCAGCCAAUGGACAGCGAGGACAGCCCCACCCAUCCCCCUUAGGAGGGACAGGAUCCACUUGGGCCCAGGAGGGUGCCUACUGCUGCUUAAGUAGCUGCAGCCACUGUUGCUGCUGCUCCUCCUGCUGCUGCUGCUGCCCACCUGGUUUUUGUUUGUUCCCAAGUCUGGGGGCCAUUUGCCACUUGUACCAUUUGUAAAGUACAGGCAGGAGGAUUAAAGGGAGCAGGGAGAGCUCCCAGAUGGCUUGGUUCCUAGGGAGAGAAGUGGUUUGCGGACUUACGGUGGGAACAGGAGAAGAUGGGGAGCCCCGAGGAUGACCUGAUUGGGAUUCCAUUCCCGGACCACAGCAGUGAGCUCCUGAGCUGCCUCAAUGAGCAGCGCCAGCUGGGCCACCUAUGUGACCUCACCAUCCGGACGCAGGGCCUUGAAUACCGCACCCACAGGGCUGUGCUAGCUGCCUGUAGCCACUACUUCAAGAAGCUUUUCACUGAGGGCGGUGGCGGAGCUGUCAUGGGGGCCGGGGGUAGCGGGACGGCCACUGGGGGAGCAGGGGCCGGUGUGUGUGAGCUGGACUUUGUAGGGCCAGAGGCACUAGGCGCCCUCCUUGAAUUUGCCUAUACAGCCACACUGACCACCAGCAGCGCCAACAUGCCAGCUGUGCUCCAGGCUGCCCGCCUGCUGGAGAUCCCGUGUGUCAUCGCUGCUUGCAUGGAGAUUCUGCAGGGCAGUGGGCUAGAAGCUCCCAGCCCGGACGAGGAUGACUGUGAGCGAGCCCGCCAGUAUCUGGAGGCCUUUGCCACAGCCACGGCCUCUGGAGUUCCCAAUGGUGAAGACAGUCCUCCACAGGUGCCCCUCCCACCACCUCCGCCACCGCCACCUCGGCCUGUUGCCCGCCGCAGCCGCAAGCCCCGGAAAGCUUUCCUGCAAACCAAGGGGGCCAGAGCAAACCACCUAGUCCCUGAGGUGCCCACAGUGCCCGCCCAUCCCUUGACCUAUGAGGAGGAGGAGGUGGCGGGCAGAGUGGGCAGCAGUGGGGGCAGUGGGCCGGGGGACAGCUACAGCCCUCCCACAGGAACUGCCUCCCCUCCUGAGGGUCCCCAGAGCUACGAACCCUAUGAGGGUGAGGAAGAAGAAGAGGAGCUGGUAUAUCCCCCAGCCUAUGGGCUGGCGCAGGGUGGCGGGCCCCCGCUGUCCCCAGAGGAGCUGGGCUCAGAUGAGGAUGCCAUCGAUCCUGACCUGAUGGCCUACCUAAGCUCCCUGCACCAGGACAACCUGGCACCAGGCCUGGACAGCCAAGACAAGCUGGUGCGCAAACGCCGCUCCCAGAUGCCUCAGGAGUGCCCUGUCUGCCACAAGAUCAUCCAUGGGGCAGGCAAACUGCCUCGCCACAUGAGGACCCACACAGGCGAGAAGCCCUUUGCCUGCGAGGUCUGCGGUGUUCGAUUCACCAGGAACGACAAGCUGAAGAUCCACAUGCGGAAGCACACGGGAGAGCGCCCCUACUCAUGCCCGCACUGCCCAGCCCGCUUCCUGCACAGCUACGACCUCAAGAACCACAUGCACCUGCACACAGGGGACCGGCCCUAUGAGUGCCACCUGUGCCACAAGGCUUUCGCCAAGGAGGACCACCUGCAGCGCCACCUCAAAGGCCAGAACUGCCUGGAGGUGCGCACCCGACGGCGCCGCAAGGACGAUGCACCACCCCACUACCCACCACCCUCUACCGCUGCUGCAUCCCCCGCUGGCCUCGACCUCUCCAAUGGCCACCUGGACACCUUCCGCCUCUCUCUAGCUCGAUUCUGGGAGCAGUCAGCCCCCACUGGGCCCCCGGUCUCUACCCCAGGGCCCCCUGAUGACGAUGAGGAGGAAGGGGCACCCACCACACCCCAGGCUGAAGGUGCCAUGGAGUCCUCUUAAAGAGGGACGAGGGCCAGACUGAAGCAGCACAAGGCCGGGGACACCCAUGCCAAGCAGUGGGAGCACGCAGGACAGACACAGCAGGGGUCUGGGGCACGGAGCCUUGCUGGCAUCAGCAUCAGCCCUUCCUCCCAGAGCCCUCAUUCCAAUUCCAAGCUAAGAAGGUAUUGGGGCAGAGGCUCCCCAAAUUGGGGUGAUCCCCCAAGGAGUGAUACAUAUAUUGUGUAUAUAUUUACAGCUGUAUUGUAAAAGUGGGGUCCCUGUCCCCAGCUGCUCCUGGGGAGUAGAAGCAAUAAUGUAUUUCUAAUUUGUGGGUCCCACUUCGGCUAUGCGGGUUUCUAGGGGGUGGGGGCUUGGGACCAAAGCCUUGCCCCGCCCCUAUGCCCCUUGGGGGUUUUGGCUGUGUAAGGGGGUGAAGGACUGCCCCUCCCUUUCGAGACCCCUCCUUCCUGGUUUCUGUUCCUUUUUCCUGGCAGUGAAUUAUGCAAAGGGGGCCGGCAAAGGAAGGGUAGGUGGGGGAAAGCCAGGUGGAAGCUUGAAAGACUGGGGGACUGGGCCUGUAAGGAAGGAGCCAUCCCAGUCCCCCUCCGCCCUGCUCCCGGCGCUGAGUCAUGGGGUCGUGGAGAAGGGGGCGGGGUGGCCUGAUUGGCUCGCCUGCCCCUGGGGGCAGUAGAGGGGCCCCGCCCAGCUAGGGGAGCCGCUCCGUUCCACUCCCCUCCCUAGCCCUCCCUCCCCACGGCCCUGGGCAGGGAAUGUCUUGUUCCCGCCGCUCCCUCCCCGGGGCCAGAGGGCAGGGCGGGCCGGGCGGCGUCCUACCCUCUUCUCCUCCUCCCCAUCUCCUCCCCGCCCAGGUGCGAGCCGGAGCCGCCGCCACCGCUGCCGCCCCUGACUCACGCCGCCCCCGGGCUGGCGCAGCGAAGGGUGUGGGACAGGGUAAGGGGUUGGAAGAGCCUUGUGGAGAGCGGGCGAGCCGGCGCCAUCUGGCGGCCAUGCUCUGAGUGGGCGAGCGCCCCCCGCGGCCACUGGAGCGAGCUGUCUUCACGCUCCUCAUCCACCCCAGCUGGUGAGCGGCGCCCCCUUGCCAAGGCAGUGGGCACAGAACUUCUCGCUUGGCCGCAGGGGAAGGGGCUGCGGACCUGUGGGAAAGUGAUCCCCUUCCCAGAUCCUUGCCAGCCGGGCUUCCUGUCAGGCAGGGGAGAAUAAUCCCCACUCUGCUCUUAGGAUUGAAUCCACCCCCAUUCUGUACAUAGCCUCUUCUGUUGGUCUUGUUGAAAUCUAGUUUCAGAUUUUUAACUACCCAAUUCUGCUGGGGGUGGGGGACACCCCCCCUUCCUCGCUGGGUGCUGGACCCCUUUUGCAGCCUGGGCUCUGCCUUGCACUAUUUCCCCUUCCUGGCCUGACGGCUCCUCCCCCUCCUUAAAAGGGGCAGGUUCAGGGGCCCGGUGCUCUUCCUCCCUUCCAUGCACCCCCAUGCCCAUUUGCACAGCUGCCCAGGUACCCCUAACAGUGGGGAGGGGUCACAGGGAGGGGGUAGCGGGACCAGUCCCUGUUAUCUAUUUAAAAAGUGAUGAUGUAAUAUAUUGGGGUGGCGGGGAGAUCGGGUUGUCCUGGGCCUCAUCUUAGCAUUUCAGGUGAUGGGGGGAGCCCAGGGCUGGGGAGACCUGGGGCCCAGCCCCAGAAAGUGGGGACAAUGUGGCCUCCCUUCUCCCUACUUUCGGCUUUCCCAGUCAGUGCCUUAGGGGGAGAGGCACUCCCCCCCUCCUAUUCCCUUCCCCCCACCCCAACUCCCCCACCUCGGGUGUAAGCGACAGGAAGAAAUAAUAAUAAUUUAAGAUUCA
This is a messenger RNA of Homo sapiens (human), 4504 nucleotides long. It is a transcript of the gene ZBTB7B, whose product is annotated as zinc finger and BTB domain containing 7B. Gene Ontology annotation, cellular component: nucleus. The transcript has 3 exons. Bases 1047 to 2666 code for a protein of 539 amino acids. The record is from RefSeq and is a predicted model, not a curated record. Gene Ontology annotation, molecular function: DNA-binding transcription activator activity, RNA polymerase II-specific; histone deacetylase binding; RNA polymerase II cis-regulatory region sequence-specific DNA binding. Lineage: Eukaryota; Metazoa; Chordata; Mammalia; Primates; Hominidae. Gene Ontology annotation, biological process: positive regulation of CD4-positive, alpha-beta T cell differentiation; adaptive thermogenesis; animal gross anatomical part developmental process.